ACAUGAUAAUCACUUUGAGCACAGUGUUAUUUAUGCAAAUGAAUCAUUAAAACAUUGUCCCUUUCCCUUGCUACAGUUUCAUACGUAUGUAACACGAACUAAAUACUGCAUAACACCAUGUGCCAACUUCUUGCCAAUUUACUAACAUUCGCAACUGUGUCCGUCAUAGCCGUGGCGAUUUUAGCAGUCAUUUAUGCACCACCCAAAAACGAUCCACCACCCGUGGUAAAUGUUAAACCACCUCCUCCGCCUCCUGAAAAAUAUGUCUGCAAAUCAACCGGAUUUGAAAAAAAAACGGAAACUUUAUUAUCCACCAUGAUUAAAGACGAUAAAGAAAAAAACGUGAUCGUCUUCGGAGAAACGGGAGUUGGAAAAAGCUCUCUAAUCAACAUGAUCAUGAACGCGAACAUCGCCAAAGUAUCUGAUCAAGCUGCCGGUGUAACAUUUGAACAUCAGAAAUUUCCCUUUCUGAAUUUCAAUAUCUACGAUACAAUCGGUCUGGGUGAACCAGAUGGCGGCACGGUCAACAAAAAGAAAGCCAUAUCAGAGCUUCUCAAGUUGAUGACAAAGCUAAAAAAGAGUAGCGGGAUCAAUCUUAUAAUUCUGGUCAUGAAAAAGGGGAGAAUAAACGACAUACUCAAAUCCAAUUAUAAAUUGAUCGUGGAAAUUAUGACAGACUUUAAAGUUCCAGUCGUUUUGGUCGUCACACACGCCAAUGAAGAGAAAGUCAGGAACAAAUGGAUUCAGGAUAAUCGUAAACUUUUUCUAGAUCACAAGCUUAAAUUUAUUGCUGAAACUACGGUUUGUGGAACACCAAUGGACGGCUUAACGGAUGAUAUGCAAUGCUACUAUAAAAAUUGUUUGCUUGAGUCACGUUUCGACGUGUUAAAAUUCAUCCAAGAUAAAUCGUUAAAAGAACCGUAUCGAAUUCCGGAAUUGAAUUUUGAGAAAAGGAUUUCUUUCAUGUUUAACUUCAUGUUUGACUAUUUUAACUCUCCCCUCCCGUUAUGGAAAGAUUUAUCCGAUUUCCUAAAACAGCAAGGCUUUGAUCCGGUUGAAGCUGUUAAGCUGGUUAAUGACAUGUUUAAAUAAUUAUGUAAUUAAUUAAUUCAGCCAAUUGGUAUGUAUGUAUGCAUGUAAACACGCUAACACUUGGAAUCAAUUAAUUAAACUGGCAUUUACAUAUUAUUUGAAGA
This is a messenger RNA of Folsomia candida, 1196 nucleotides long. RefSeq names its product tRNA modification GTPase MnmE. Gene Ontology annotation, molecular function: GTP binding. The record is from RefSeq and is a predicted model, not a curated record. The transcript has 5 exons. NCBI's taxonomy places the organism in Eukaryota, Metazoa, Arthropoda, Collembola, Entomobryomorpha, Isotomidae. The coding region runs from base 118 to 1092 and encodes 324 amino acids.